CCAGUGGUGCUCUCGUCGCCCUUGGAGCUGGAUACCCUCUUCUGUCCCCAAUCAAAUAUCACGCCCAAUACUAGCUACAUAGAUGAUGCACAGCCACGAAAUUCACUCCCCUAUCUACCUCGGAGCGAAGUGCUGGCUAGUCGUAACAACUCGGCAUGCAAGUCGAAUCGCCAAUUAGUGGGGUCGAGGACCAGGCCGCCAAGACCACUUUCUGAAGUUAUCGCCUCCCAUCUCCAAUUUGCGAUCGAUGUCCUCAAGGACACACCGCGGAUGAUGGUUCUUCGGAACCAGACUCCGUGGUGCCAUCCAUCUCUUUAUACAAACCACUUGCCAAGAGCAAUGCAAGAUGCCUACGCCUGCUGCUCCCUCUACAUGUCAAAAACCCAAAUUAACGCCCCUGUCAUCAUGUCACUUUUCGAAAAUAGAGUCAGAGAGCUCCUCGAAUUGCCAGAAACAAGAAAUACCCGCGAACUACUUGCUCGCACCCACGCGCUAAUCCUGUACCAAAUCAUGCGUCUAUUUGACAACGCCAUCUGCACUCAACCAAUAGCAGAAGCCCUAUUCACACACUUGGAAGCAUCGGUUAAUAUUCUUAUGAGAACGGUCUGUAUUCCAAAUCCAAAACAGCCGAUCGACCUUCUCCCCUCCUCACUGAACCCGAUCAUUGAAUUCUGGGAGUCAUGGGUCUUACAAGAGUCCAUUCGACGAACUGUCCUGUUGACAUAUUUCCUUAUGCGAGUUUAUAGAAUUCUGCAGGGCAUGGUCCCCGUUGAAUGUGAUAGCAAGCUUGGGAUGUGUGGGAAUCAUGCGUGGUAUCUGUCGGCUCAUUUGUGGACUGCGCCGAAUGCAUUCGACUUCGCAAUUGCAUGGGCGAGACGGGAUCACUUGAUUGUGUAUGAUCUUGACUUCACCCGGACUUUGACGAGUGCACAGCCUGAUGAUUUGGAUGUUUUUGGGAGAAUGCUGCUGGUGACAAUUCUAGGAUCUGAUAAGGCCAGAGCUUGGUUUCAUGUUCGCGGGGCCGUCUUAUGA
Molecule: messenger RNA, 1032 nt
Organism: Penicillium maclennaniae
Lineage: Eukaryota; Fungi; Ascomycota; Eurotiomycetes; Eurotiales; Aspergillaceae
Exons: 2
Source: RefSeq, a predicted model, not a curated record